This is a messenger RNA of Drosophila biarmipes, 1461 nucleotides long. Its product is annotated as putative serine protease K12H4.7. Gene Ontology annotation, biological process: proteolysis. The transcript is spliced from 7 exons. Gene Ontology annotation, molecular function: dipeptidyl-peptidase activity; serine-type exopeptidase activity. The coding region runs from base 1 to 1461 and encodes 486 amino acids. NCBI's taxonomy places the organism in Eukaryota, Metazoa, Arthropoda, Insecta, Diptera, Drosophilidae. The record is from RefSeq and is a predicted model, not a curated record.
AUGAAGUGUCUAAAUGUCAUUGUGCUUACAAUGCUUUGGCUGCCCAGUUCUCUGGCGACCUAUAAUCCUUAUAGACAAAACUUGGCAUUGCUCCAGCAAGAACCCUUCUCGGGAUCUUAUACAAAAAACGAAGAAGCCUAUGUUGAAGAGCUUUGGCUUGGCCAAAAAGUAGACCAUUUUGAUAGAAACAACAGUCAAACUUGGCAAAUGCGCUAUUUUCGCAAUGCCAAAUAUCACAGGCCCCAAGGACCCAUCUACAUAUUUGUGGGAGGUGAGUGGACCAUCAGUCCAGGAUUAAUGAGUACUGGGUUAAGCCAUGAUAUGGCCUUGGAAAACUCUGGCAUGCUUUUCUACACCGAACAUCGCUAUUAUGGACUAAGUUUACCCUUUGGAAAAGAGAGUUUUCAACUGGGUCACCUCAAGCAACUAAAUCUCCAUCAAUCAUUAGCCGACUUGGCUCACUUCAUACGCCAUCAAAAGUCGGAGAACCCUGAAAUGGCAGACUCCAAAGUCAUUUUGGUGGGCGGCUCUUACUCGGGCAGCUUGGUGGCCUGGAUGACUCAACUGUAUCCGGAUUUAAUAGCUGCCAGCUGGGCUUCCAGUGCUCCACUAUUGGCCAAGGCGGAUUUUUAUGAAUACAUGGAAAUGGUCAGCCGUUCUAUUGAAAUCAGCUAUGGUGAAAAUUGCUCGUUGAGAAUCGAAAAGGGCUUAAAAUACUUGGUUAGGUUAUUUGAUGACAAUCACAUUAGGGAUCUGCUCUUUAAACUCAACGGCUGUGAGGAUUACAAUCCCAAGGAUGCUUUGGACAGAGCAGCUUUCUUUAAUGGUCUGGCCAACUACUUUGCAUUGGUGGUGCAGAGCUAUAGUGCCUAUAUACCCCGUCUUUGUGAGACUUUAAUGCAUUUGGACAGCAGCGACGAGUUGGCUUUUUUCAAAUUCUUGGAAUUACUUUAUGCAGAAGGCAGACGCUCCAGUGAUUGCCAGGACUUUGGCUACUCCUCAAUGCUGCAACUUUUCAGUGAGGACGAAGAUCAAAGCACCGGGACUCGUGCAUGGUUCUAUCAGACCUGCAAUGAAUUUGGCUGGUACACGACCACGAAAUCGAACUCCUCUGCGUCCGAAUCCUUUGCCAAUCAGGUGCCCUUGUCCUAUUUCGAGAAACUUUGCCAGGAUGCGUUUGGAGCGGAGCAGACGGCCCAGAAAUUGGCCCUUGGCGUUGAGCAGACGAAUAGCAAAUUCGGCGGAUACGGGUUCAAUCAGAGCGAGCGCUAUGCUCAGGUAAUCUUCACGCAUGGCCAGCUAGAUCCGUGGGGCGUUUUGGGCCGGCAAACGGGCCGGCAGGCCAUUGUCCUGACGGGCUACUCGCAUGUGGAGGAUUUGGCCAGCAUCCGGAUAACGGACAGCGUGCAGAUGAACCUGGCCAAGCUGCGUGUGAUGUCCUUUCUGCGAAGCCACCUAUGA